This is a messenger RNA of Cajanus cajan (pigeon pea), 1107 nucleotides long. The record is from RefSeq and is a predicted model, not a curated record. NCBI's taxonomy places the organism in Eukaryota, Viridiplantae, Streptophyta, Magnoliopsida, Fabales, Fabaceae.
GAUAACUUGAAUCACAGCUCCACCGGACUUUAUUAAAAAUUUUGGCAUCAGGUCCGUUCAGAAAUCAGAACAUCUCAAAUCUGAGGCAAAGAAUGUCGGCAAUGUUCAUCAGAGCAGAAAACGUCGUCGUUUCCGAUAACUAAGUCACAUUCUCUCUCUCUCUCUCUCUCUCUCCAAUGAGGCCGCACAAGCAAGUACCCUCCGUUAACCGGAGACCCACCGUUCUGUAUCUGGUGUGUGCGGCUGCAUUCUUCUCCCUGUUCCUCUUCUACCUCCAAUCCUCUUUCUUCGCAGGCUCUCUCUAUUCGGAUCGCAACUCCGAAACAAUCCGCGUCUUGUCUAACUUCCAGUCCACUGUUCAGCACUGUGUGGAUAACAGGGGGCUUGGACUCACUGCACAUGUUGUUGAUCAUUGCAAAUUGAUCCUUAAAUACCCCAAAGAUACCAACAGCACUUGGUACAAUACGCAGUUUAACAAAUUUGAGGAUUUGGAGUACCAUUAUGAUGUGUGUGAGACAAUCCUACUGUGGGAACAGUAUCGGAACAUGACUACGGUGUUGACCAGAGAGUAUCUUGAUGCUCGCCCUGGUGGUUGGAUGGAUUAUGCUCCACUAAGGAUAGCGCAAUUGGGGACAAAGAAGUGCACUAACAAGACUCUUUGUGAAGAGAACCUCAAUAUAUUGUUACCUGCAAAGCCCCCAUUUCAUCCACGGCAGUUUCGUACCUGUGCUGUUGUUGGGAAUUCUGGGGACCUUCUAAAGACCGAAUUUGGCGAAGAAAUUGAUAGUCAUGAUGCUGUUUUUCGAGACAAUGAGGCCCCUGUUAAUGAGAAAUAUGCCAAAUAUGUUGGUCUUAAGAGGGAUUUCCGACUAGUUGUACGAGGUGCUGCUCGUAACAUGGUCCCUAUUCUAAAUGGGUCUGACACCGAGGUACUCAUAAUCAAAAGUCUGACGCACAGAGAAAUCAAUGCAGUUAUAAAGGACAAGAUACUUCUCUAAGCCUAGGAAGGGACACAAUCCACUUCAAGGAAGAGCAUACUACCAACUUCUAGAAUGCCUUGGGGUAUUUAUAUUAAUUAAAAAUUUCCACAUAAAUCGAAUAUAUAUA